AUGCGAUUGAACUUCUUGAAGUUACAAUCUUCCACUGUCACACAGUUGAAUCAAGUAAGCGAGUUUAAAAGCAGGCGAACAUGCCGGCGGGUGAAUGUUAUGCAGGCGAACAUACAACAUAGAAGAUACAACUCUGAAGAUACAACACUGAAGAUACAACAUGAAAGAUACAAUAACAUGGGAGAAAUACUUAAGUGUAUAAAUUUAAAAUCUGGCAUCAGUGCACCGUUCAAUGCAUAUUGCCUGAAUAAUGGCUCUUUGAAGCAUGCUGUAUCAAAAUUCAAACGCUUAAUUCUUGAAUUCAAAUGGAAUGCUAUCUACGCAACAUACAACCAGCGAUGUAACGUUGCAUGGUUGGUUAUCGGUCACGUUGUUUCUUUCCACGUUCUCUGCUUCAUUUGCCACGUUAUCAGUGGAAAAUCAUUGGCUCAAUAA
Messenger RNA from Helobdella robusta, 435 nucleotides. RefSeq lists its product as hypothetical. The record is from RefSeq and is a predicted model, not a curated record. The transcript is spliced from 4 exons. The coding region runs from base 1 to 435 and encodes 144 amino acids. Lineage: Eukaryota; Metazoa; Annelida; Clitellata; Rhynchobdellida; Glossiphoniidae.